GGCCGGAUCUAUUGAAUGGCUCUGCUCAGUACAAAGUGUCUCUUUGGCCAUCUGCGACACAUUGAUGGCAAGAUCAUCGAAUGCUGGUAGUUAACCAGGGUAUCCCCCACCGCGAGCAUGGGUAAGCAAUUGUGACUUGUUGUCUAUCGGCACAUAAUCUUUCCGUCGGAUUCCUACCGAAUUCAGGAAGUGUUGUUCUCGGAGUGGGACCGGACUCAAAGUUCGUCACAAGACGUAAAGGGCGUAGGUGAAAACAAGCUAGGGUAAACAUUGCUGCGAGAGUCAGCAUCGAGACAAUACAUGACCUUGUAUAUCAACAAAAUUCGCAUCUUUUCUGUCCGAAUACCAAAGCAAAUUUUAUCCCUCAUCAGUUACGCACUUCCGAGCGAUCAUGCAGAUCACGCAGUUCAUACUUAUCACCCUGGCCAUCAGCCUCAGCGCCGCUGUGCCUUACUCUUACACGAUCAAUCUGCAGUCCAUAACGCUCGACCUCCAUCCCAUCUAUUCUCACCACUUCGUCAACACCACAAUGGUGCCCAUCCCGACAUUCGGUGAACAGAUCCCGACCAUCACCCUCGACCUCCAUCCAUCAUCCCCCCCAACCCGAUCUCUACCCAACAAAGGCGCAAAAAUCACAUCUGAAGGCGACCCAAUAUGUGGAUCUGGCAUCGGCAUAUGCCCUGGCACGUCUUGCUGCAGGUAAAGGACUCCUAGUACUUCAACCAGACUACUCUGUUAUCACUGACUGUCGAAUAGCAAGUAGGGUUUCUGCGGCUGUAGCGUGGACUACUGUUGCGCUAAGUGUCAACCCCAGGGAGGUUUAUGCCACAUGACCC
Messenger RNA from Aureobasidium subglaciale EXF-2481, 836 nucleotides. RefSeq lists its product as uncharacterized. Bases 392 to 703 code for a protein of 103 amino acids. The record is from RefSeq and is a predicted model, not a curated record. Lineage: Eukaryota; Fungi; Ascomycota; Dothideomycetes; Dothideales; Saccotheciaceae. The transcript has 3 exons.